AUGAACUCUUAGCAGCAUAUAUAAUCAUUCUCCUAAGACAAGGAAAAUUACUCAGACGAGUCAAAUGGAAACUAUUAGGAAAGCGAAUUAAAGAGAAGACUCUAUGAAAACAUGAAGAAAGCAGGCAUCCUCGAUGGAUUGAAAUCUAACAUGAGAGGAAGACUAUACGAAUAACUUAAGUUGAAAAAUGACAAGGCAGGAAUUAAUUUAAAAGAUCAAACUAAUCGUUUGAAUUUUAAGCUUGCUGUGUCAAUGGUGGCAGAUCUGUUCCAGAAGUGUGAUAUGCCAUAUGCUUUAUCAGUCUUUCUUCCUGAAUGUGGCUUGCAAUAAGAAGUGCUAAGUAAAGCUGAAAUUCUAGAAGUAAUGAAACUAGAUAAAGAUGAGCAUUAUAUAAACAGUGCUGAGUCAUCUCAAAGAGAAUCAACCCCUCUACUCCUCGACUUGGUCUAAAUCAUAAAACAAAACGGCUCAGUUAGGCCAAACAUGACUUCAUGCUAUAUUUAAACUGAGGAGGCUGGGGAAGAAUCAAUGACUUUAGACUAAAAACUAAGGAAAAUUGACUAUAACUUUAUGGAGAAGGCUGAAAUCGAGAGAAUGAUGCCAUUCAAAGCACUAGAAGAAAGAAUGCUUAAGUAUAAAUAAGAGUGUGACAUGCAAUACAAAAUGGACUUGGAGUCAGAGAUUAGAAGGCUGAAGGAAUUCGAACUUUCAAAAUUAAGAAUGGAUGAGGCUUAAAAAUACAGAUAGAAGUUAUAGGAAUAUAGAGAUGAUCUUGAGAAAUUGCAGCAAGAUAAGAUAAAAGAACUAAAAGUGCGUGAAAAUGAAGCUUGGGACAGAAUCAAGAAUAAAGAACGUGAUCUCGAUAAAAUUAGCUUUGAAUACAGAUAAAAGUAACUAAGAGACGAGGAGGUAAUGAGGUCUAGAGAAAAUGAAAUAAAAAAGACUAUCGAGUUAGAGCAAUAGAUGCUAAGAAAUGAAAAAGAUCUCCUCUCUAAAACCUAGAAAGACUAUGAAUUGAAAAUAAAAGAAAUCGAAGUACAUAGAAUUAAACUCUAAAAAGAUAAUCUAGAGUCAGUUGAAAACUUUAAAAGCGAGUUCUAGCGUAAAUUCUAGGACCAAGACUUUGAAUACCAUCGCCGCAAGCUUUAAAUUGAAGAGGAUGAGCAAAAGAUAAAGCUAGAGAAGGAUCGCAUCUCGAUAGUUGAGAAUAGAAAUGUUAAAAUAAUCAAGGAUUUCGCAGAAAUGGAAGACGAAGUGAAAAAGCUUCGCAGAGAAAACUAGCAGCUUUUUAAAGACUGCCAUGACCAGAAGGAAUAAUUGAGGAUCUUGAAUGAAAAUUUAAGAAGAGAGACUGAGGUAUGCAUGAGUCGAGAUAAGGAAAACAACACUCUAGCACAUGAGAAUACAUUACUUAAGUAAUUGCUGGAUGAGACCAAAUCUCAGGGUACACAAUACAAGGAGGACUAGAGCUAGUUAAUAGAAAACUUGAGAAUGCAGUUGAAUGAGACUAGGGAGAUGAUUAUCAAAAUCAGGGAGAAUAAGGACAAAGAAUAUAAGAAACUGAAAGAGAGAUAUGAAGAUGAAAGACGAAGAGAAGGGGAGAAGUAUCAAUUUGAAUAUGAAAAACUCAAAAAUGAGAUCAGUAUAAUGUAAAAACGGCUCGGCUAAGAAGAGCAUUUCAGCAAGGAGCUAGCAAUACUAAACAAUAAACUUUAGAAUAACAUGAGUACUGUGUAUCGAGGCAGUGGUAGUGGAUCUGAGCAUCCAGCAAUGUCAAGGCAUGAAGUGUAUAAUCAAAAGGUAAGCCAUCAUCAUUUCUAUGGCCAAGGGGGACUUAGAAGUGAUGCUGAGGAUGAUGAUGACAGUGAUGGAGAGGGAAUUCUAUAGAGAAAGAGAGCUUGGGCUGAGUUAGAAAGGGAGUAGGAGGAGAUAAAAAGAAACAUUAGAGGACUAAUGAAGACUGCUCCUGAGAGUAGAGUUAUAGAUGAUCCUAUGCUUGCAGAUCGAGUAAGAGGAGUGAGAUACGAGCCAACAAAUUACAAUCAUGAAGAUAAGAUCCACACCACUGAGAAGGUCAUAGAGAAAAAGAAGUCCUCAGAUUCUGAUAAGCAUCAUCAAGCUGAAAGGAAGCGUGAUGAAAAACCUGCUGAAAAAAAGAAAGCUCCAGAAUCACCCAAGAGAUCACAUACUACAACAGCAGCUACCAAAAACAUUAAGGAGGAGCCACAUAAGAAGGAAGAGAAGAAAUAACCAGUACAUGAGCCCAAAGCAUCUGCUAUGAGUCAUAAAAACACGACACAUUAGUAGCACUAACCAUCAUCGAUAUUGUCACCAGUUAAGAAUACUUAAGAAGAGGAGAAAUAUUCAUCAUAUAAUGCUGCCUCAAAAACACCUGCUUAAGAUAAUAAAUUUGGUACAACAGCAAAUAAUAAUAAUUAGGCAACUGAGCAGGCAUCAAUAUAAAAGUAAUAGACUUCAAACACCAAGCCAACUUUCAAACCUUCAACAAAUCCAUUUGCGAAACGUACAAAUACCACAGCGAACGUUGGAAGUACUACCACCAAUAAUUUCGGUGCUCCUACUACUAAUACCUUAAACAAUGCUAAUACAUUCUCGCCUUCACCAAACCCACCUGCAACUAAUAAUUAUGGAGGCUGGCAGCCUUCAGGAUUCCAAACUAAUCUCUUUGGAAGCGACAAUAAAAACAACAAUAGUAAUGCAAACAACAAUCCAUCCUCUAAUCUAUAUGGUUCUAGUCUACCUGCUCUUAACAACAAUAGUAACAAUGCUCUGAAUCGCAACAAUUCUCUCAGAAGAUCUGCUGAUAAAAGCGAUGCCAUCAGUGAUAAUAUCGUUGAUGACUAUGAUGAAGAUUUCAUCGAGGAAAGCAAUAGACAACCCUCACCAAAGAAAGAGCAGCCGAAGCAGUAGCCAGCAAGCAGUAUAUUUUCAAAGCCAGUAGCCACCAAUGUAAUAGGUACUGAAGAAGAAAGCAGUAAUGCCUAUGAAGAAGAUUUUGUUGAUGAUUAUUUCUGA
Stylonychia lemnae is the source of this 3036-nucleotide messenger RNA. Lineage: Eukaryota; Ciliophora; Spirotrichea; Sporadotrichida; Oxytrichidae. The record is from the annotation of a GenBank genome assembly.